AAAACUACAAUCAGCCAAGGGGCGCGACCAUAUGACGUCAUCAGCAUUCGACUCCAACAGAACAAACAUCGAGCGCGGUAGUAGAAUAAAUGAAGAGCCACGUUCUCGGGAUUUGCGUAUUUUUUAACUUCUUGAUUGACCUGAUGUGGUUGCUGGCAUACCAUGGAGCCCCCUGGAAACCUCGACCCCGACAAGGAUGACCUUCCUCUACGGGCAAACACAAACCACAUACUAGUCAAGCACUACGUUUUGGACCUGACGGUUCAUCUCCACAGCAGACUCAUCAGCAGCAGCAUCGUCUUGUUCCUGGAGCCUCAGCCUGAAGCAGGUGAGGCUGAACACAGUCUGGAUGGGGCCUCAUUUCAGGAGGCAGAUACGAUGGAGUUUGGUGCAAAAGUAGAGGACAAGGAGAAGACAUGUGAGUCUGCAGAUGUACAGACUUCCCAUUUGUGGCAAACCACCAGCAGUAGUGAUUUUACUUUAGUGUUGGACUGCUGUGACCUUGAUGUGUCAAAAGUGGAAGAAGUGGACAUCACCUCUACACCAGACAUUAUGGGCCUCCUACCACAAAGUGCAUCAGAAAUCCUUUCAGGAAAUCCACAGUCUGCCUUCAUGGAAAACCUGUUCUCCAUGCCCUCCUCCCAGUGGCAGAUGAAGCAUCAAAUCUUCUCACUGUGUAGCCGUGCACCUUGUGCUGAAGACGGCAGCUCUCUGCCUUUUCACAGAGACCUCUGGAGUCUGCAAGUAAGAAAGAGGAGAGUCGAGUCAGCUCACCAGUUUCCUCGCAUUAUUAGGAUUCACUACCAGACAAAACCGUCUGGAAGCUCUUUGAGAUGGACCAAGGACCAGGACAACAAGUUGUGCGUUUACACUGCUGGCUCGCCCAUCAACAAUCGAGCCCUCUUCCCUUGCCAGGAACCACCUGUUGCCAUGUCAACAUGGCAAGCCACAGUACGGGCCCCCAGUGAGUGUGUAGUUCUGAUGAGUGGGGAGGAGCAGGCUGUUCCUACAAAGGACGGAGACACACAUUUUUUAGUCUGUAAUUACUAUGUCACCAUGCCCAUGCCUGCGUCCACCUUCACGCUGGCAGUGGGCCACUGGCACCGAGUCACAGCAGAAACUUUUCCUGCUUUGGAAACUGAGGUUGGGGAAAAACCUGACUGUGGCAAUAUGGCCAAACCCAGGCCAGAGCGAGGGAAGCCGACUGAAAGCCGACUUGUGUCUCGGCCUGGAAAGUCUUCUCGUAAAACAGUGAAGGACUCUCCUCUCCAGACUGGCAGUGGUGAGGACAUCACCAGUUCAAGCUCUGCGUUCUCCCACUCUUCCUUGGAGGAUGAAGAGCUCUCUGUAACUGAUUAUUCAGCCAUGCUGGAUGACGGCACCUCUUGUUCCCAUAGCGACUACCCUUGCCGGUUUACUGAGUUGUCUGCUUGGUCCCAGCGGGUGAUUCCACACCGCGUGUUUAGCCCUGUCUGCUUGCUGCAGAAGGCCCAGAUGAGCAUCCUCAAACUGCUUCCUUGCUGUUUGGCUGCAGCUCACGCUGUUCUUGGUGUGCACCCUUUUCCCCGUCUUGAUGUUCUCAUCGUUCCUGCUGGGUUCUCCAGUCUUGGAAUGGCCAGCCCCCACAUAGUGUUCCUGUCCCAGAGUGUGUUGGAUGCAGGAAGUCCUUCUUCUGCAGAGAGCAGUCUAUCCCUGUGCGGGUCUAGGAUUUGUCAUGAGAUUGCUCAUUCCUGGUUCGGCCUGGUUAUUGGAGCCAGGGACUGGACAGAGGAAUGGAUCAGUGAAGGUUUUGCUACCUGCCUGGAAGACACCAUUUGGGCCCAAACACAAAAAUUUUCUUCACAGGAGAGAUCAGAGCAGUUUGACCUGAAGGCACUGCUGAGGUGGAGACGGCUUUCUGAUGAGAUGCAGAACUCAAAGAAGGAACUUCAGAUUCUCAGGCCGAACAUGGAAAAGACUGGACAGGUCAGUGAAUCUGGAUCCUCGACCGUCAAGCAUGCCCUCAACCCUGAGAAAACCUUCAUGCAAGUCCACUAUCUGAAGGGCUACUUCCUCCUCAGGUUCUUGGCCAGUGAAGUGGGUGAACAAGAGUUCAUUGAUUUUCUCAGAAUGUUUGUGAGGAAAUAUCAUGGACAUCUUGUUUUGUCUCAGGAUUUCCUACAAAUGUUUCUGACUACUUUUUCACACAUGAGCAGUGAGUCCCACAAGACUGAUUAUGAGCUGAGACGAGGUGUCGUAGAUAAUCACAGGAUGCACAAAUGUAGACAAUAGAAACAAGCUUUAAACGGAAAUCUUACCGUUUCCUUCUCUUCCCAUUUAUUCUUACUUUUUCUUAUUUUUUUUAAACCAUUCAUCAACUUUGACAGAAUUUUAUUAAAUUUAAAAAGUGGCUACAACAGAAAAAAUAUGUAGAACAAAGACAUCAAUGGCUUAAAAAAACUUUAUACAUUCAAAAUCACAAACAUUGCACAAAGCUUGAAAAAGCAUCAGUGUGGUGGAGUGAGACUACAGGUAAACAUUAAAAACUUUUUUGCUCAGUUGGGAGCUGAACAUUUCAAAGUAGUUUUUCAGUUACUUUUACUGUUUUGUCCUUUUUAGCCAAUCAUCUGAAAAGUCGGAAAAUGAAUUCAAGGGUUGUCUGCGUGAUGUCUGUUUUGCAGCCAUGUCCACAAAAUGAAACUUUAUCAAACGUAAGAAAUGUAAAUCCUAAUAAUUAAAAUGUUCUUACUGCAAUUAAUAAAGAUAACGAAACAUUAAAAAAAAUAUAUAAAACUGUGUCAGUGAAUAAUGAGUCAACAUGCUUUCGGGAAAAAAGAGUAAUUGAUUUUGAUUUAAUUUUACUGGGUUAUUUCAAGCAUUAAAAAUGACAGAAUACUGUUUUACAGAAAAAAAAAACUAAACUAAAAAAGUAUAUCAAACCCAUUUAAGGCAUCAAGUCAUAUGUUCAUUAAAAUAUAAAGAAAAAAUAACAAAAUGUUAGAAUAUGAUUCCAUUUUCUUGACGGUGUAAUUACUCAUCAUUUUUACAGUAAUGUGUACAUUACACACACAAGCCACAUUUGAUUUAAUAAAUAUAUUGAUUAUAAAUUAAAGUCAUGUAGAGUUUGAUUUGUUGUUUGAGAGCAGGAUGAAACAAAUUUGUAUAAUCCCACCCCUAUUUAAUUAUUUAUUUUUAUUUAUAUAUUUUUACAUAGUUUCCAUAACUUGAUCAUCAGAUCAAGUGCAGAUUAUUACUCCAAAAUGAAGUGCUUAUUGAUAAUUCUCAGAAAAGAUUUUACACAAUUCAGUUAAUAUUAAUAUGAAUCAUGCUUCAGGAAACAGACAUGUAGUACUCAUUGAUAUUCAUCAGAAUACAUUAUCACGUUAAUCCAGUUAUCAUCGCUACACGACUGAUCAAUUAAAGUCCACUCCGAUGGAAAUUGUGUUUUUGGUGUUUUUAACAGGUUUUUGUGACAUUUUUUUCAUGAUUGAGGGCAUAUGUAAAGAAAAUUGAUCUUAAAAUAGUAUUCAAGUUUUUUUUUCUAAUUUAUAUCAUUGUGAAUCAGGAGUCGACAGAAAAUGCCAAUGGAAAGGUGUUUGACAGAUUGGUGUGACAUAGAAGCUACUACGGCAAGCCACAAGCUCCCUGCUCCGCUCCAUUCUGAUUCAUCCUUGUAGAAAAACUAGAUCCAUGUACAUUUUUUUUUUUUAAUUUAAUCCGAGCUGGCAUCUGGCUCAGAACUGUACUGCUGGAUAUCUCUAAUAUUGCUCUGCAUUUUUGUUUUGCCAGUAAUAUUAAGUUGGGGGUGUGAGGGGCUGUAAGCUAGCGGGAGAACAUGUUGACAAAGAGAACUCCUGCCGCUCUGCAGAAACUAUGUUCUAGAAGCAACAGAAGUUUUUAAAUUUUUUUAGGGACUUUUACAAUAGAUCAAAAGAAAAUCAAUAGAUUUUUAAUUAUGUUCAUGUUUAUAUGUAUCACACGUCAUGUAAUGUGAAAUAAGUAGUUGAGAAUAACUUUACAUUCUAAAGUGUCUUACUACAAAACCUUACAUAAUGGGAAUGUCAGGUUGUGCUGUAAAAAGUAGGCAAAUAUGGAAAGUUUUCUGGGUGCAGGCAGGUAGGAUUAUCAGUGGGGGUAACAG
This is a messenger RNA of Oryzias melastigma (Indian medaka), 4120 nucleotides long. RefSeq names its product aminopeptidase O (putative) (gene aopep). The record is from RefSeq and is a predicted model, not a curated record. The transcript is spliced from 12 exons. The coding region runs from base 163 to 2271 and encodes 702 amino acids. NCBI's taxonomy places the organism in Eukaryota, Metazoa, Chordata, Actinopteri, Beloniformes, Adrianichthyidae. Gene Ontology annotation, cellular component: nucleolus. Gene Ontology annotation, molecular function: zinc ion binding; metalloaminopeptidase activity.